Messenger RNA from Pedinophyceae sp. YPF-701, 549 nucleotides. The record is from the annotation of a GenBank genome assembly. Lineage: Eukaryota; Viridiplantae; Chlorophyta; Pedinophyceae.
AUGGGCCGGAAGGAAGGUGGGAAAGAUGGAGGAGACGGGCAGGAGGAGCCCGUGUCGAUGCUCGUUCGGAUACGAAGACACUUCGAGGAGCAGGGCCUGUCGGCAUCGGACAUUCCCAUGGCGUUCGUGUACCACGAGGCCACGGGCAUCACUCUUGCAAUAGCUGCGUGGGCAAUGUGCUGGAGGCUCCAGCCGUCCAAGUUCGUCGUGAGCCGACUGCCGGCAGGUGCACAGACCAAGCACGCUCGCGCACUGAGAGCGGCUGAGCGCGCCGUUGCGUCGAACAAGCUCCUGCAGCGACUCCCAGUGAUGCGGCGCGACACAGCGCGGGCGACGCUCAGCCUCGCGGAGUCGAUCGUGUUCAGGGGUACCAUCAAGCCCGUGAGCAUGCCGUUCAAGCUGUGGGCGUCGUACGAGCUGACCAGAGCAACCAAACGGGCGUUGGCAAAGGUUUCGAGCCCCGCCAGUCUGACGUUCAAGAACGCCGCAACAGCCGCCGUCACACCAUGCAAAUUUAGUUGCCGAAAAGGGCUGGCCAUCGCCGAGUGA